This is a messenger RNA of Populus euphratica (Euphrates poplar), 797 nucleotides long. RefSeq lists its product as uncharacterized. Bases 209 to 757 code for a protein of 182 amino acids. The record is from RefSeq and is a predicted model, not a curated record. The transcript has a single exon. NCBI's taxonomy places the organism in Eukaryota, Viridiplantae, Streptophyta, Magnoliopsida, Malpighiales, Salicaceae.
ACGCCAAUCCUCAUUCUUUUAUUUUUCUUCUUUCUUUCCUUCCUCCGAACCAAUCAAAUUUCUGAAUUGCUUGAGAAACCAAAACAGCAUAUAUUCACGCAUUCGUUCUCCACCGUCCUUCAAGAAACAAAUACCACAUCACACCAAUUCAUAUUCCAACUUCCUUGAAAAUCCCAGGUAUCGGUACACACAUCCCCUGGCUCCAGCCAUGUCAGCGCCAGAACCAACUGCAAACCUCUUGACAUCAAGACAUCGUAGGAGGAAAGACAUGUCUAUGGUGACACAAGAUAUCAGGGCCAGGGCAGAGGUUUGUUAUGGAGAUGAAACAUGCAGAGAGAAGAUUAUUUCCUUGCUGACAGAAAAGGGCUUGCCAAGUGGUCUGAUAACAGUAUUAGAAGAGAUAGAGGAAUACUGCUACAUUAAGGACACAGGGUUUGUUUCGCUCAAGCACAAGAGCAAGAGAAAAGAUCACAAGUUCGACAAGGUAGCCGUAUGCUAUGACAAUGAAGUCACAGCAUAUUUUGAGCCCAACAGGAUCAGGAAUUUGACUGGUGUUAAGGCCAAGGAGUUCUUGAUUUGGAUUACUCUGAGUGAAAUUUAUGUAAGCGGUGACAUUCCAGCUGCGUUGAUUACAUUCAAGACUCCUGCAGGUUUCUCCAAAUCUUUCCCAUUAUCAUCGUUCACUUUUAAAGAUGAGGAGGAGGCGAAUGAAGUUCAUGAAGCAAAAAUUGGAAAAAUAAAGGGGGUGAAACUGUAACUGAAAAAAUUUAUUAUAUUCAAAACCUAAUUUAUUGGUC